AUGUUAAUUCUUGAAGGAAAAAUGACAUGAUGAGUGGAGGCUGAGGCAGAGGACUGCCCUAACCCUAGCAUGCACCAUGCAGUCUCUUUGGGCUAUGUUUUCCCUCAGAUUUGUCAGAAAAAUUAAAUUACUUAUCACAUAUCCAUUUUUUUUUUUAUGGGCAACCACAAGCAAAAGCCUUCGUAUUUGGAGACUGCGGAGUCUUUAUUUGAUCGUCAUGGGCUAGUUCCAAUAUGAGUCCUAGACAAUCACCUAAUUUUAACUGCCGCAACAGUAACCAAAGCCCAGUCCUUCAGAUUGGAGUGAUUCACGUGGCUCUCAGAAAGACCAAAAAGAUCAAGAAAACGAAGUUUUUCCGUCAUUGACUCAAACUCAUUGUCGAAUCCUACUCAACGGAAUAUGGAGGUACUUACGAUCAAAAUGGGCCAAUCUGGUCUUUCACAAUAUCUGAACUCCAUAUGGGGAAGGCAGCGUUGUUUGUGUGUGUAGCUAAAUAACUUAAGUUACCUAACAACAAAGCUUCAAGGAAGUUCUUUCUCCCCUUACCUUUGACUCCAGCCCGCGUACUAUCUUGGGCAACAAAUGGAUAUAGUACAUUUAGUGUCAGCGAACAGCUGUAGAUACUUGAACACAAGCGUUUAGCAAGAAAUCCCAAGUGCUCACACCCGAACACAAUUCUUAUAUUGUGUCGGUUCAUACGAAGCUUUUCCAAUUUUAAUUGAAGACCCCGACAGUAGACGGGGAACCUAAUUAAACGGUCCAUCGGACUCUCUCAUUUGGAAACAAGACAAUACCAACAUAUCCCAACUCUCUCCUUCUCUUUGUUAACUACUACUCCAAUGAAUAAGCCGUCAAACAGAAAUCUCCACUUUGCUCUUGCAUCCCCUUUUCUCUCCCGCCAAAACCAACCGCUAUUCCUCCAUUCCAAAACCCAAAUAGUUGAACAGCUUCAAGAUUCUAAAGAUCCCCUUUCCCUAACCUCCACCCACACAAAUGUCCAAAAAUUUGGGUUUUCCAAUGAUACCUUCAUUACCAACCACCUGAUCAAUGGCUACAUUAGGCUUAAAAAAAUUCAAGAUGCACACCAACUGUUCGAUGAAAUGCCGGAACCAAAUGUCGUCUCGUGGACUUCCCUCAUGGCCGGUUUUAUCGGCACCGGCAAACCCAAAACAGCUCUUUGGCUAUUUGGGUAUAUGGCUUGGAGUCCGGUCAUGCCCAAUGCUUUCACCUUCGCGACAGUUGUUAACGCUUGCUCGGUAAGCGCUGAUCUCAAAAUCGGGAGAAAAGUUCAUGCCCAAGUUGAGAUUUUUGGGUUCCAAUCCAACCUUGUGGUGUGCUCUUCACUCAUUGAUAUGUAUGGAAAAUCCAAUGACGUUGAUGAAGCGAAACGGGUUUUUGAUUUGAUGGGUGACAGAAAUAUUGUUUCUUGGACUUCAAUGAUCACAGCAUAUGCUCAAAAUGCAAUGGGCCACGAUGCCCUUGAACUGUUUAGAGAAUUCAACAGUUUGAGCAUUAGGCCCAAUCAUUUUAUGUUGUGUAGUGUUAUUAAUGCUUGCGCAAGUUUGGGCAGGUUGGUGACGGGGAAAAUAGCACACGGAGCUGUGAUUCGAAAUGGGCAUUAUUCAAAUGAUGUGGUCACGACUGCACUUGUUGAUAUGUAUGCAAAAUGCGGGUGUCUUGAUUAUUCGAAUGGGGUCUUUAACAAAAUUAAGAACCCAUCUGUAAUUCCCUACACUUCAAUGAUUGUGGGGGCUGCAAAAUAUGGUCGAGUUAAAUUAUCCUUUAAACUCUUUCAAGAAAUGACUGAAAGAGGAAUAAGUCCUAAUGAUGUCACCUUCAUUGGUGUCCUACAUGCGUGUAGUCAUUCUGGUCUUGUUGAUGAAGGUCUUGAAUACUUGAACUCCAUGUAUCAUAAGCAUGGGGUAGUUCCCAACACCAAGCAUUAUACUUGUGUUGUUGAUAUGCUUGGAAGAAUCGGGAGGCUUGAUGAAGCUUAUCGGAUGGCAAAGUCUAUUCAUGUGAAGCCGGAUGAAGGGGCUCUAUUGUGGGGGACUCUUCUUUCUACUAGUAGGCUUCAAGGGAGGGUGGAUAUUGCUGUCGAAGCCAGUAAGUGGCUAAUUGAAUCUAACCAACAGGUAGCAGCCGCAUACGUUGCCAUGUCAAAUGCUUAUGCAGUGGCCGGAAGGUGGGAAAAUGUUCAUGGUACUCGCUCUGAAAUGAAGCGCAAUGGAGUUUCUAAAGAACCGGGGUGUAGUUGGGUCGAGAUCAAAGACUAUACGUAUGUUUUCUAUGCGGGAGAUGUGGAUUCGUGUCUGCGAGGGGGUGAGGUGGUUAGUUUUUUGAGGGAGUUGGAGGGGAGAAUGAAGGAGAGGGGGUAUGUGAGAGGGAGCAAUGGGCUUGUGUUUGUUGAUGUGGAAGAGGAAACCAAAGAGGAAAUGGUUGGGCUCCACAGUGAGAGACUAGCUUUGGGAUUUGGGUUGUUAAGUGUACCUAAAGGAGUGACUAUUAGGGUAAUGAAGAAUUUAAGGAUGUGUAGGGACUGUCAUGAGGCUUUCAAGCUUAUAAGUGAGAUAGUACAGAGAGAUUUUGUUGUUAGAGAUGUGAAUAGAUUUCAUCAUUUUAAAGAUGGUUCCUGCACUUGCAGGGACUUUUGGUGAUAUUCUUGAGAUGGUAAUACUUCCUUUUGCAAGUGGUGUCUUAAUCCUGCUGAAUUCUGCUCAUAAUCCCUUUACAACCCGCACCUAGCUAGGUUCGACCCAAAUAUUCUCCUUCGGGUAUUUAAACCAAUCCGUUUUUGUAGGGUUCUGCUAUUUUAAGGCAGUAUUUGGAGACGCUAGAGUCUUUAUUUGAGAGUUGAUGGAUAUUGCCAUUCUCCUUUGUCAUUGUGAUUCGACUGGUGGCCUUCGCCCAUGGUAGUAAGCUUUAAGCUAAAUCAAAUAAAUCCUUGUGUUCUUUGUGUGAUUAUUCUAUUUCCCGUUCUUCUUUCGAUAUUUGCCAGAAUCCUUUCCAUAUAGGAGUAUCAUGUACUAUACUAUUGAAGACUUGUUCAAUGAAUCUCUUGAUUGAAUACAAUGAGCCCAAAGAGUCAAGAGCUUAUUCAAACUCAGCAUCGAGGAAACUGAAGCUGAGAAUCCGCCGAGGCGCGAGCUGAUCGAGGAAAUACUUGAAGUCAUCACCGCCUCUCCGGAUGAUUUCAGAAAUCUCCGGGUUUCUCUGGAAUUUUCUGGAUCUUGCCUUCCGGACUUCACUAGAAAGUUUCGGGCCCCUCCGGAACCUUCCGGAUUACAAUGGAAGCCUUCGGAUACUGCCAGAUACAUCCGGAUCCUUCCGAAAACUUUCGAUUUUUGAAGCUUCUAGAUUUUUCACAUCUUCCCUCAUCCUCCACAAUUAUUUCCACAAUUAUUUAAAACUUUCUUGUACUAUGUCUAGGAAUCUUAGUCUAGAAGUGUCCUAGUCUAGCAUGUUCUAAGUGUGUCUAUAAAUAUGAGUAUGGGUCUCAUUUGUAUGCGUGUGCAAAGGGUGGGUGCACAAAGUGUGCGAGUGUGAGGUCACUUGUGUACCUUGAGUGUGGUGUUGUGUUGUGUACAAGUAGGUAUUUAAUAAAAGUGUAUUGUUUGUUGUAAAUAAACUCAACAUACUCCCCGUUAUUUCGCUAUUCGGUUCAAGUCUGUAUCUAAACCCUGGGGAUCUUUGACCCCAUUUCUACAGAAGACACUUUAGUCGCAAUCCCAUAACUGACGACAAGCGUCGUCUCAUCUCGGUGAGCUUGGGGCAGAGUAUUCCACCCUUAUUAGCACUUUGUACUCGGUUGAAGUCGAACCACAGGAGCUCCAAGCAAGGGUAGUAGCCCUGAAUUUGCCGAACCCUACCUACUCUGAUUUCUUUGGUGGUUCCUGCGAGUUGGGCGACUUGAUUAGUAUUUGGUGAUGAACCCAACAACGAGAUAGAUGAGACACUUACUGAAAGUUUUAUUGAGUUCUCCUAAAACCUGCUUUUGGGUUAUGGUAUGACCUCCCUUUUCUAAUGUAUGUACUUAAUACUUCAAUUGUGGUUUUAAUUUUUGCAGAUUGAAUAAGGAUUGACUGGUUGCAUGAGGGCCAAGAUCCACCUACUAUUCGGAGACUAUUGUCUUUCAUUUUGAUGCUGCUUUUACAGACUCUUAUUCUAAAACCACUUUUGCAAAUUUAGUUUUUGUUGUUUUUUGGGAUAUCAUGUUAUUUUUUUGGAUAUUGUGCAGAUUUUUAGAACUAUUGACCUAGG
Molecule: messenger RNA, 4260 nt
Organism: Rhododendron vialii
Lineage: Eukaryota; Viridiplantae; Streptophyta; Magnoliopsida; Ericales; Ericaceae
Product: pentatricopeptide repeat-containing protein At4g15720
Exons: 1
Coding region: 840-2657 (605 amino acids)
Biological process (GO): RNA modification
Molecular function (GO): zinc ion binding; RNA binding; protein binding
Source: RefSeq, a predicted model, not a curated record